This is a messenger RNA of Uranotaenia lowii, 7963 nucleotides long. It is a transcript of the gene GABA-B-R1, whose product is annotated as gamma-aminobutyric acid type B receptor subunit 1. Gene Ontology annotation, molecular function: G protein-coupled GABA receptor activity. Gene Ontology annotation, biological process: gamma-aminobutyric acid signaling pathway; G protein-coupled receptor signaling pathway. Bases 1667 to 4222 code for a protein of 851 amino acids. Lineage: Eukaryota; Metazoa; Arthropoda; Insecta; Diptera; Culicidae. The record is from RefSeq and is a predicted model, not a curated record. The transcript has 17 exons. Gene Ontology annotation, cellular component: membrane; G protein-coupled receptor heterodimeric complex.
CUCUGCAGGACGUGUCCGACGCCGAUUGCGGAUCAAAAUCAGUUUGCCAUCGGUUAACCAAUCUGAUUGCCACCCACCCGUUGCAUGGGGCGUUGGUGGGAUUGGAUGUGGAAAAGUUGAUACUCCUUUCGAGUUUCGAGUGUGACAAUUUUAGGGGUUGUUUCGACUAGGAAGUAAAACGGAUGGCAUUCGGAGCUUUGUGGGUGUGAGGUGAUUAUCAGAAAAACUAGAAAUCAUAAUCUGCAAAAAUGCAUUUAGAAAAAUUGAAAUGUGAAGUGCUAAAUACAAUCGUUAAAGUGGGGUAGAUUCGACCUGGUAUCUCAUUGCAGCAGUGAUAAAAAUAAGAUUACAAAAUGGUCCCUAUCUCCAUACUGUUGUAGCAGUGUCUAUGUAUGCCUACGUACACAAAUACAUCUAAUUUGUGAGUGCAAGAGGUCUCAGAGUGUUGCUCACAACUGUUACAUAAAACCAUCAUCCAGACAGAGAAAUAUAUUCAACAAAUUAGUCCCACCAUCAAAUCGGAAUAAGAAAAAAGAACGUUUAUCGUCUCAUGGUAGCAGAAUGUGACCAGUGAUUACCGGUAUCAAUAGUUGAAGGGAAGAGGAAAGGAUCCAAAUCGAGGCUGCCGCUCUAGGCUGCUUUAGGAGAUGGUUUGGUUGAGCCAUUAGCCAAGUGCCGGAGAGACAACGAUGAUGGUAGAUUGUCUACUAUCAGGGGAAGGCAAAAAGUUUACACUGUUACGAAAUGCAUCCACCAGCAACAGGGAGGAAGUCAAACCAUUCAAAGAGCAACCACCCACAACAAAAAUCUCGUUGGCACGUUGCUGCUGCUGGUGCUAAUGGAAAUUGAGCGAGAGAGUGAGAGUUAACGUGGUGGUGGAUGCUAGUGUUGGUGAGUGACUGGACCGGUCAAAAUCCGCUGGUACAUCCGCUAGAGAGUAGGGGGGGACAAAUGAUGGGUGCCCAUGAGUUUUGCUGGUGUUUGUAGAAACCCUGAGCCUCCGAUUGUAAGUGAGUAGCCAUUUUCAUGGAAAGAGAGUGGGAUUGGAAAAAAAGGACACUCUGUGGAUUGGAAGUUGUUCUGGAAAAGUGGUUGUAAGUGGAAGAGGAAAAGUCAUGGCAACGGUUCAAGCUCACGGAAAUUGAUCUGCUCCUGUUAGUCUUGGAGUGCUAGCUGAUGGUGCAGUGUGGAGGAAUUUGGACCAAUAUGUGGGAUAAGCUUGACGACCUCUAAGAGCGGCUUGUCAGUUUUGUGUGAUGUACUGGUGAAUAACUUUUCCACUUCGACGUGGGAGUCAAUGCAUGUUGUCUGAUGAAAAUGAGGUCUAGGAGUGGUGACUUCUAGUGUUAAAGAUUUAGUCUUUCCAUUCUGGAUAACUGAUUCUGUGAAUGUAUGCAGUUCAUAGCUCUAUUACUGUGGUGUUUCAGCUGUUUGGAUAAAUAAGCUGAAUUAAGAAAAGCAUGAAAAGUGAAACGUAUAAUGUAAAUAGUGGCUUAGAUUAAAUGUUAUAUCACUAAGAAUUAGUGCCCAGUUAAUGUUAUCCCAUUGGAUGGAAUAAAACAGUGUUAGAAUUCGCCAGUUGUUUAAAUGUGUAUUGUGCUAGAAAUAACAAAUAAAUAAAUCUACAAUUGUCAACGAAUUUCACUCAGAUCACAGGAAAAGUCUAAUGAGCUUCGCUACGAUGGGCUUUUUCAACCGUAGGACGACUAGAGUAGUGAACAAAAGUGAUAUGUUGUUGUUUUCCCUGAUCAAUGUGUCCCUACUAGUGUUGGUGUUGAAUAUUGAUGCGGCCAGUGGUUACAAUCAGCUACAUAUCGGUGGAAUAUUUCCCAUCAAUGGAAAAGGUGGCUGGCAGGGUGGCCAAGCGUGUAUGCCGGCGGCCAAGUUGGCACUUCAGGACGUCAACGAGAAAGAAGAUUUGCUGCCGGGAUUCAACUUGACGCUACACAGCAACGACAGCGAGUGUGAGCCCGGUCUUGGAGCCAGCGUCAUGUACAACCUGGUCUACAAUGCGCCACAAAAGCUGAUGCUCCUUGCAGGCUGCAGUACCGUUUGUACGACGGUAGCGGAAGCAGCUAAAAUGUGGAACCUAGUUGUGCUGUGCUACGGCGCAUCCAGCCCUGCCUUAUCAGACAGAGGACGAUUUCCUACGUUGUUUAGGACUCAUCCUUCUGCUACUGUACAUAAUCCAACUAGAAUAAAAUUAAUGCAAAAAUUUGGGUGGUCGCGAGUAGCGAUCCUCCAGCAAGCCGAAGAAGUGUUCAUAUCGACCGUCGAGGAUUUAGAGACUCGAUGUAAAGAUGCUGGUAUCGAGAUAGUGACGAGACAAUCAUUCUUAUCCGAUCCAACCGAUGCGGUGCGAAAUCUCCGGAGACAAGAUGCCCGUAUAAUCGUCGGACUGUUCUACGUUGUCGCAGCCAGGCGGGUCCUGUGCGAAAUGUACAAACAGCAGAUUUAUGGCCGAGCGUAUGUGUGGUUUUUCAUCGGUUGGUACGAAGAUAACUGGUAUGAGGUGAACUUGAAAAAUGAAAACAUUUCUUGUACCAAAGAGCAGAUGAGGAUGGCAGCCCAGGGUCACCUGACAACGGAGGCGCUCAUGUGGAAUCAGAACAAUCAGAAAACCAUCUCAGGAAUGUCAUCAGAAGACUUUCGAAAACGAUUAAACGACGCACUGAUAGAGGAAGGUUAUGAUAUCAACCAUAACCGAUACCCGGAAGGAUACCAGGAGGCACCGCUGGCGUACGAUGCGGUGUGGAGUGUGGCCUUAGCAUUCAACAAAACUAUGCAGAAACUAAAGGAAAUGAAUGUCGGAAAAAAUCUCAAAGACUUUACCUACACCGACAAGGAAAUUGCCAAUACCAUCUACUCAGCAAUGAACUCGACGCAGUUCCUCGGAGUGUCGGGUGUGGUGGCAUUCAGCUCGCAAGGUGAUCGAAUAGCUUUAACACAGAUAGAACAGAUGAUUGACGGCCAGUACUACAAGCUAGGAUACUACGAUACCCAGGCCGACAAUCUCACGUGGUUCAACAUGGAGAAGUGGGACGGUGGCAAGGUGCCCCAAGACAGGACAAUCGUUCGCCGAGUGCUGAGAACCGUUUCACUGCCGUUGUUCAUCUGCAUGAGCACCGUUUCCGGUUGCGGCAUCGUGGUGGCCCUGGUACUCAUCGUGUUCAACAUAUGGCACCGGCACCGACGAGUUAUCCAGUCAUCGCAUCCGGUCUGCAACACUAUCAUGCUGUUCGGAGUCAUCAUCUGUCUAGUGUCGGUGAUCCUACUUGGAAUUGAUGGACAGUUUGUUACGGCUGAAAAUUAUCCGAAGAUUUGUCAAGCUCGGUCCUGGAUCCUGUCGAUGGGUUUUACGAUGGCCUACGGAGCAAUGUUCAGCAAAGUCUGGCGCGUACACAGAUUCACAACGAAAACAAAAGCGGACCUGAAAAAAAAAGUCGAGCCAUGGAAGCUGUACACGAUGGUGACUGGCCUGUUGACGGCGGACUUUGUUAUUUUACUGACCUGGCAGAUCCAGGAUCCGCUUCAACGCCGACUUGAAACGUUUCCUCUCGAGGAUCCGAUAUCAUCCAACGACGAUGUGAAAAUUAGACCCGAACUCGAGCAUUGCGAAAGCCAUAACAAUUCGGUGUGGCUAGGUGUUAUCUAUGGCUUCAAAGGACUGAUUUUGGUGUUCGGGCUGUUCCUGGCGUAUGAAACGCGGUCUGUCAAAGUAAAACAAAUCAACGACUCGCGCUACGUGGGAAUGAGCAUCUACAACGUCGUAGUUCUCUGUCUGAUCACAGCUCCGGUUGCCAUGGUCAUUGCUUCCCAGCAGGAUGCUUCGUAUGCCUUCGUGGCAUUGGCAGUCAUAUUCUGCUGUUUCUUGAGCAUGUUGCUGAUAUUCGUACCGAAGGUCAUCGAAGUAUUGAGGCAUCCUGCAGAUAAGGCAGAAUCGAAAUUCAACAACGAUACCGGCAUUUCGAAAGAAGACGAAGAACGAUACCAGAAGUUAGUGACUGAGAAUGACGAUCUACAAAAGCUUAUUGCUCAAAAAGAGGAUAAAAUAAGAAUACUCAAACAACGACUAGCAGACAAGGAGACGACGGCCAAGAGUGGGCAGGUUCAGUUUGGCGACAGUCUCACUACUAACAACAAUGCUCAAUUCAACAACAAUCAACUGACAACGACUCCGGCAGCCGCUGUAACGCAAGACCUACGCGAUGAACGAAUAUGAAAAUUAAGUCAAUUCACAACGACGUGAUAGUUAUCAGUAAGACUAUAUCAAUUUUUUGAGAAACCGCAUCGCAUCCUCAUGUUGCUACCAAUCACUUGCUGAAGCAUUACCAAAAACAACGGCGCAAUUCAUCACCCAACCCAAAAUUACUCCGAAUGUUUAUAAAUAGGAUAAAUAUUGAAUACAAAUGAGUCUCGGUGUAAAUAGUUCACCAAAAUUCACGAACGAGGAUUCAUCGAGUUGUUGUUGUACAUCAUUUUCGUCCUGUUUUUUCUACAAAUGUUACAGUUUUGUAUCGACGUUUUUAGCGUACAUGAGUAGAUGUUCGGGAUUGUGUGAGAAGAGGAGCGUUUGUGACACGACGUUGAGAUAUAAAAAUCUGAAGAAAUCAAUGAUUGAUUUGGCGGUACCUUUAGAUGAUCUUUUGUAAAUAGAAAAUUGAACUCAAAAUGAGCGCACGUUUUCGAGGAAAAUAGUAUAUUGUUUUACACUGAUCAGUGAAAGAAGGUCGAAAAAUCUACAAUGAAUUAAUACAACAGGCUUGUGAACAAUUUUUAGAACGAAGCUAGGAAAUAGAAAUCAAAUAGUUAGAAUUGAAUUUAGGAAAAAAAUAUCAGCGGUAAGAUAAACAAAAACGAGGAAUUUAUAAAUUCAUUGAAAAACCAAUGAAAAACCGUUGUACAUAGUGUAGUUAAAAAUAAAGUUCAAAGCCGUAAAACGAAGUAAAUAUUUAAACAAUCCAAUACAAUCAACAGAUAUUCAGUGAAGCCUCACAUCAUAGGCACGGGACAUUUUUCAUUGUAAUAAAGCAAUUUUUACUUGCUCAACUCAUAUCUUGCUCACUUCUCAACGGUAAAAAAAAUCGGGUUUUUUUUGUUUAUUUUGUAUUUAUUCAUGUUAAGUGAUUUGAUUUAAAAUCAAUUAUAUUUUUUUAGAAUUUAAUACAUUAAGCACGGAAAAGAAAAUUAUCCUUGUUUGUUAUUGACCUAUUGGUACGUAUACUCACAUUUUCGAUAUUUGGUUACAAAAAUCCUGAUCGCUUUCUUCAUCAAUUCAGGCAAUUAGUAGAUAGAAUCCUUCCGGUUUUCUUGGUUUAUGAUGAAUGUUGAGAAUAUGGACGUUCAUGUCACAAGCUAGGCUAAAAGCAUAAGUAAGCGAACACUUCUCAAACACGAAUCAAUUGAAACAAUAAUAUUCGAAAAUUAUCUUUUAAUAAUUAAAUUUUCAUCAAAGUCUAAUUUUAAGAGACAGAUGCUGGAACACAAAAUCUUAGUACACACACAGAUUAAACCAAAUCCUACAAAUAAUUGGCUUAGAUCAAUGAGGCGGGCGAAGUAGUGCAUUUUACCUACAUUUCUUUUUUUUUCAUUAACGUAGAAAAGAAUGUUAAACUGAAUGUUAUGCUCAAACUUUGACGUAUUUGGUCAGAAUUUAGAUUUUUUUUUUUUAAUUCAGAGCAGCAAAUUGCAUAUUAUCGUCAUGCCAUGAAUGUUAUUAUAUAAUACCCAAGCAACCAAAAGUUCCAUAAAACAGGUACCAAAAAGUUCAUCGUUGAUUUAAAGUUGGUUUUGCAUCCCAAAAUUAAAAUUCUUAUUGAUACUUCUAAGUUCCAAACAAGUCUAUAUGACCUUCUAUUCAGCUCCCAGCUGCCUUUAAUUCAGCUUCUUAAAAUCGAGAAUUGGACCAAAAAAAUCGUUCUCUCUAGUUCAACUUAACCCUUCUUCUUAUUACCUUCUUUUGCAAUUUGCCACUGAUCAUAAAUACUGACUGGACACUCGAUUUCGUUUGUUGGAUAAUUUACCAAUUUUCGAUCACUUUCAUGAAAUGCUAUCCCAGUUGGAACGUGCUACCCAACUUUUAAGAAAAAAAAAAGACAAUUUCGACGAUACAAUCGGGAUAAACAGGUAAAUUGUUGUCAAAUUUUGCAAGGUUCACUUACCAACGAAAGGGGGGAAGAUUAGACAGAAAAUGAUCGGAUUUUUGUUCCGAGUGUCAUGUCAGUGUAUUUACUGUGUUCAGUAAAUGGUGCCGCCAUGAUGCCAAGCGCCGGAUCCAAAUUUCGACAAAUUUUGGUUUGCCGAAAUUCGUUCAAUUUGCUGAUCAAUUGCUUCUUUCCUACAUUAUACAUAUAUCGCAUCAGAAUGGACUUUCAAGUAAUCAAAUUACUUAUUGAAAAAAAAUUGUCUGGCUUCGGGAUCGAACCCCGAACUUCGUGGUGACAAUCGACAAUCGACACGCUACCACAAGGCCAGGGAUUUCGUAGCAUACCUGCAGGCGCACCGUCCCAAUCAGACAUCCAGUCAGCCAGGAAGAAAGCCUCAAAGCACGUUUUGUGGCUUAGUAAAUCUCGUAUUAAGUACUUUUGUGCCCUUUUUGUGACUUAAGUCCCUUACAACGUACAUACAAAUCACCUUUGCGAGCUUCCUGUCAUUAAUAUAAUUCACUCAUGGGAAUUGGGCUAAAUAAGUCACCUACAAUUUACAUAUAAAUCACUUUUGCAACUUUCAAGUUUAUCUAUGAGUACAUAAAGAAAACUCAAGGGAAUUGGACAGUUGUUUAUCUUUUUCAGACUAUAUGUAACUUUCAAAGCCUUCUGUGACUUUUGGUUGCUUGGGUUGAAUCUGAAUGAUUUCUGAAAGAGUGGCGCCGUUUUUUCAUAGAAAAUAUUUCUUCGGUUUCGAAGUUGGUGUUCGGAAAACUGUGCUUUUACCCUGGUAAUAAUUUAUUCUAAACGAAUGCUUAACGCUCCACUUUUAAUUGCAUCAAAAAAUCCAACUAGCUAGAGGUCAAAUUAAACGAGCAAUAUUUUCUCUUUUCCUUAAUUUUAAAGAUAAAAUAAUCAGAGCCGCUACAUAAAUCGAAAUCUUAUGGCGAUAUUUCAAAUUCAAGAAUCAUUGUCUUUACUUUUGUUAUAAUUUGGCAGGUGCUUGAUAGUGUGAGCCCAUAUCAUUCACCGGAAAUGUAAAUUUAGUUUCUUUGAAAUAAAUUCAUUAUUCUUGCUUUAUCUCUGUUACGUUUAGGUUCCACUGUCACAAAUUGUUAGAAUGUAUGUAAAUAAAGAUUCUAAAUGAUAGAUAUAACAAAUCGACUAAACAAUGAGCCAAAUGGUAACAGUGACAAUGUUGUGCAAUAUUCGACUAUUUUAAGUUGACAGCAGCUGCAUGAAAAAAAAUAGAUGAACAUGAAAAUGUUUUUGUUAGCCCUUAGCCUUUUCAGAAAAUGCUAGUUCACGGCAUCUAUCGGCAAGCGACUGUUAGUGUAACUAGAUGAUACAAAAUUGAGAAUAGAAUUUUUAAAUGAAAGAUCAGAGUACGUCACUCUACCUUGAUCCUUGUCAUCAGGAAACAUGUUCUGACGCCAAAUGACAAACAAUGCGAAAUAUAUUAGAUGUAAUGGAAAGGCGUUCUAUCAGUGUUGGAAAAGUAUCCUCAAUUCCCGGAGGAUAAAAAAAACUGUCGGAACAUUUAACGAACUGACGUGCCGGAUAUCCACAAAGCCAAGCCAUUCUCUUUAUGUAGAAUACAUUUUCCCAAACCAGCUGGAAAAUAGCAAAAAGCUCGAUAGGUAUAUACGUUGAACACAAACUAUUCAAUGAAAAACCGUUAAUGGACUGUAGUUGAAGAUUCGAGGUGAUUGUUGAACUUAAUGCAAGCAUUCUUUAAUAUUUGUUGUUUGAAAUCGGAUCAAUGAGUCAGAUUUAUUUUAAUGACUAGAAUAAAAAAAGACGAAAUUUCAAUAAAA